Rotaria sp. Silwood1 is the source of this 2529-nucleotide messenger RNA. The record is from the annotation of a GenBank genome assembly. NCBI's taxonomy places the organism in Eukaryota, Metazoa, Rotifera, Eurotatoria, Philodinida, Philodinidae.
AUGAUAAAUGAUCAAGAUACAAAAUCGUCACAACAACAAUCACUCAGUGGUUCAUAUGAAAACUCAAGAUUCCAGAAUAAUAAUAGUGAACAAGGUAAUAAUGAUAAUACUUAUGUUGGUGGUUAUGGUCGUGGAGGAGCUCCUCCUCCCAAACAACAACAACAACAACAAUCUUCUUCUACACAAGUCUAUCGACCUCCCCAUAUGCAAAAUCGAAUGAAUAUACCAAAUGGUAAUUAUGGCAACAAUGGCAAUAUAUCAGGUGGUUAUCGAGGAUCAGUUAAUGUUGGUCCACCACCUCCACAACAAAAUUAUGGCAAUAAUUAUGGUGGUGGCAAUACUCUUCAUCAUCCUCAUCCUCCUCCUCCACAACAAUCAUACUAUGGUCAACCACCACCACAAAUGACACCUCAACAAACACAAAUGUAUCAUCAACCUAUGUCAAAUGCUUAUCAACAAAUGGGACAAAUACCACGUUCAAUGAAUCCUUCACAAUCACUUGAUACAAGAGGUUAUGGUCAACCUCUUCAACAUCAAAUACAAAUGCAAAAUCGAUCAUUCAAUGAUAUACCACAACUUCAACAAACAUAUAAUCGUCAAGAUCCAACCGGUGUUGUUAAUCAACCAUCAUCCCAACAACAACAAACAGGUGGUCGAUGGGAUGCUAUAUUAGCUGAAAGACAAAUGUCAUAUUAUACUAAUAAUAGUGGUAACAAUUCUUAUCAACGUAGUACUAGUGGUUUUUCGGGUAAUUAUAAAAAUCGAAAUAGUCGAGAUAAUAAUAAUAGUAGUAAUUAUGGAGGACAACGUGAUAAUAAUUAUGGUCGACGUGAUCGUGUUCCUCAUAAACCAUUUCAUUCACAUGUUGGUGGUCAAUCAGGUGAUACAACCGGUGCUGAUUGGAAUACACCUUUACCACCAAAUGCUAAUCUUGAAAGAGAAUUAUUUGGUGUACAUCCUACUGGUAUUAAUUUUGAACUUUACAAUGAUAUUCCUGUUGAAUCUUCGCAUAUGGAUCAUUCACCGAUUGAUACAUUUGAUGAUUGUAAUUUUGGUGAAAUUAUUAAAAAUAAUGUUAGUUUAGCUAAUUAUGGUACACCAACACCUGUACAACGUUAUGCUAUACCAACUAUUUUACUUCGACGUGAUCUAAUGGCCUGUGCUCAAACUGGCUCAGGCAAAACGGCUGCAUUUCUUCUUCCUAUAUUGCAUAUGAUUUUCCAAGAAGGACCUGUGCGUAAUCCUCCAAGUAAUUUACAAAAUAAUCGUAAACAGUAUCCACUUUGUCUUAUUUUGGCACCGACACGUGAAUUAGCCUCACAAAUUUAUGAUGAAGCACGAAAGUUUUCCUAUCGAUCUAUGGUUCGUUCGUGUGUCGUCUAUGGUGGAGCUGAUAUUGGCUUUCAAGCACGUGAUUUGGAAAAAGGUGCUCAUAUGUUAGUAGCUACACCAGGUCGUCUUAAUGAUUUAAUACAACGGGGUCGUGUAGGAUUGGCCAAUGUUCGAUAUUUGGUACUCGACGAAGCUGAUCGCAUGCUGGACAUGGGCUUUGAACCUCAAAUUCGUGAGAUCGUUGAACGGUCAGAUAUGCCGGCUAUGGGUCAACGAAUAACGCUGAUGUUUUCAGCUACUUUUCCAAAACAAAUUCAGGAAUUAGCACGAGAUUUUCUUCAUGACUACGUAUUUUUGGCUAUUGGUCGUGUAGGUUCAACAUCACAAAAUAUAACACAAAAAAUUGUAUGGGUAGAAGAAGCUGAAAAACGUUCAUUUUUACUUGAUUUAUUAAAUAUUCAAUCUGAAACAUUAACAUUGGUAUUUGUUGAGACAAAACGAGGAGCUGAUGUGCUUGAAGAUUUUCUAUUUAAUCAUCAGUAUUCAGUGAACAGUAUUCACGGUGAUCGAUCACAAGCUCAACGUGAAGAAGCACUGAGAUCAUUUAAAAGCGGUCGAACACCUGUUCUUGUAGCGACAAGUGUAGCUGCUCGUGGUCUUGAUAUUCCAAAUGUGAAACAUGUCAUCAAUUUUGAUUUACCAUCCGAUAUUGAUGAAUACGUUCAUCGUAUUGGUCGAACAGGUCGUGCUGGGAUGGCAGGUCAAGCAACAUCUUUUUUUAAUGAGAAAAAUCGUAAUAUUGCUACAGAUUUACUCGAUAUCUUAAGUGAAUCCCAUCAAGAAGUACCAGAAUGGCUCGAAGGUAUAGCAAGAGAAACUAAAAAAGAUAAUUAUUCCAGACGAAAUUACGGUGGUGGUCGACGAGCUGGUGGUUUUGGUGCUCGUGAUUAUCGUAAUCCAGCACAAUUACGUAGUAAUCGAGGUGGUAGUAGUCAUAAUCGAGCGGGUAGUUCAACGAGUGGAUAUAGUAAUCAUCAACAACAAUGGGAUGGAUCUAAUAGUGGUGCCGGUGGAAAUAUGUGGGCUGGUGAUCAUCAAUCAGGUGGUGCUGCUGGUUAUGAUCGUUUUCAACAACAAGCUACGGGUGGUAGUGGUAAUCGUCAAGCAGAUCAUAGUUGGUGGGACAGUACGUCAUGA